AUGACGUCGAAUGCUGCCGAGACGAUGAACAGUAGACUUUUGUGGGCACGACGACUCCCGGUUGCUUCAUUGAUCAAGACCUAUCGAGCCAUUAUAGAGAAAUGGUUCGAUAGGCGACGCAUCUCGGCUGCAUCGAGGUCACAUGAGUUGACUGAGGUAGUAGAGGGAAAGUUGCAUGUGGCUGUCGAAGCGGGUCGACAAUUGGCUGUUCGAGGGACGACGACGCACAUGUUUAGUGUUGAGGAUGAUCAUGCAUUCUACAUUGUCGAUCUCGAGAAUCGGACUUGUAGUUGUGCUCAGUUCGACCUGGAUGACAUUCCGUGUCGUCAUGCUUGUGCCGCUAUUAGGCGUGCAGGACUGCAAGUCACGGAUUUUGUUGGAGGAUAUUUCAAACAAUCCGUGCUGUUGGCCACAUAUAUGGAGCGUAUUGUUCCCGUUCCACAUCCUACGUAUUGGAAUGUGCCCGAUGAGAUAUCAGCCUAUGUUGUGAAACCCCCGGAUAUCACGGUCCAUGCGGGACGACCGAAGUUGAGUAGGGCUCGUUCAGCAGUUGAGGGUCCUCCUAAUUCGGGUACUCCUAAUUCUCGACCUCAAGUAUGCUCACGUUGCAAGGGUGGAGGUCACAAUGCCCAGAGAUGCAAAGCGCAAGUGGGACCAUUGGACUUGAACGUGCCGGUGGAGGGUGUCGAGCAACCACCCGAUGCACGAAGGCGACGAAAGAAGAAAUGCGGAAUUUGUAGGAGUGGAACACACACUAGGAAUGCAUGUCCUCAAAAUGUUGGGUUGUGA
Molecule: messenger RNA, 789 nt
Organism: Salvia miltiorrhiza (redroot sage)
Lineage: Eukaryota; Viridiplantae; Streptophyta; Magnoliopsida; Lamiales; Lamiaceae
Exons: 2
Coding region: 1-789 (262 amino acids)
Molecular function (GO): zinc ion binding
Source: RefSeq, a predicted model, not a curated record